This is a messenger RNA of Phodopus roborovskii (desert hamster), 1747 nucleotides long. RefSeq names its product RAS like family 11 member B (gene Rasl11b). Bases 103 to 846 code for a protein of 247 amino acids. Lineage: Eukaryota; Metazoa; Chordata; Mammalia; Rodentia; Cricetidae. The transcript has 4 exons. Gene Ontology annotation, molecular function: GTP binding; GTPase activity. The record is from RefSeq and is a predicted model, not a curated record.
UAUCCCUGGCGUGCGGCGUCGUCGGACCGAGUCACCCUCUCCGCGCGAGCUGCUCUUGUCCUCACUUCCCUCCCCGCGCGGUGCAGCCCGGCGGCAGCGGCGAUGCGCCUCAUCCAGAACAUGUGCACGAUCGCCGAGUACCCCGCCCCGGGCAGCGCCGCUGCCGACUACUGCCUGGGGGCUGCGGGCCGAAGGCUCGUCAAGAUCGCCGUGGUGGGGGCCAGCGGCGUGGGCAAAACCGCUUUGGUGGUCCGGUUCCUCACUAAACGGUUCAUCGGAGACUAUGAGCGAAAUGCAGGUAAUCUGUAUACCAGACAAGUCCAGAUAGAGGGAGAAACCUUGGCAAUUCAAGUCCAGGACACUCCAGGCGUCCAGGUGCAUGAAAAUGGCUUGAGCUGCAAUGAGCAGCUGAAUCGCUGCAUUCGCUGGGCAGAUGCCGUUGUCAUCGUUUUCUCCAUCACCGACCACAAGAGCUAUGAACUCAUUGGCCAGCUCCACCAGCAUGUCCAGAAGCUUCACCCCAGCACUCGGCUGCCUGUGGUAGUUGUGGCCAACAAAGCUGACCUGUUACACAUCAAGCAGGUAGACCCUCAGCUUGGACUGCAACUAGCCGGCAUGCUGGGUUGCUCUUUCUAUGAAGUAUCUGUCAGCGAAAACUACAACGAUGUCUACAAUGCCUUCCAUGUCCUUUGCAAAGAAGUGAGCCACAAACAGCAGCCCAGCAGCACACCUGAAAAACGCAGGACCUCCCUCAUUCCCAGACCCAAGUCACCCAACAUGCAGGACCUGAAAAGGAGAUUUAAGCAAGCUCUGUCUGCCAAAGUGAGGACUGUCACAUCUGUGUGAAGCACGACUCCUGGAGGGGGUUUGGUCUUCUGGGCAGAGGGCCUGAGGUUCUUAAGCAGGACCAUUACAGGCUGAUGGUAGUUCAUGGUUCCGGAAAAGGCUGCAGCAGAGGGGCCUAAGGGGGCUGUGGAUUCUGCAAAAACCAAGUGUUUGGAGCCUGAGAACAGAUGGACGGAUAUGUGACUUUUCUGCCUGGCCCUUUAAUGCGGGGAUGGGGCAUGUCUUUGUUUCUCACUGCCUUAUAAAUGGUGGUUAGUUUCACCGAAUACAUUGACGUGAAUUAGGGUGGGCAUGAAAGAACCGAGGAAGCAUUCACAGGCUUCCUCUUGCUUCUCCAUUUUUUGUUUUAUCUCCCAAGAGGAAGGUUUGCCUUUCUCUGUUUCUCCAACAUGCUAUCAGGAUGCCUUUCUGACUUGAAGGAUGCCCAGAUUUCUUUAAGAACAAGGAGGGACCCCAUAAAGGUCAAAUUCUAGGGCAAAAUAUUCUGUAUACAGUCUUGAGCUGUAGUCUACAAGAAGGUGCUGGAUCUCCUGAUGCAGGAUGGCUAUAAAUGUUGAGUAGCUGUGAAAAACUCAACUUUGGACUGCCCAACCGUGACAGUGUACAGUUGUUUGUUUGCUUUUUCUUUUUAACUGGCAUCAGGUAUAGAAAAAAGUGUUAAUUGAUGGUGGUGUGGUUUGUGUAAAUGACUAAUGGCAAUGACGUUGGGUUGUUUCCUGGGCCUGGCUGAGUUGUGGCUAUGGGUGGCUGAGAUGAUGAAAUGCUGUCUUAUAGAGUGACCAGAUGCAGGCCUAGCUGCCAAAUCCCCUACACAAAUGCACUUUAAGGAGCCAUUCAUGCUUUGGCUCAAACUGUAAUUAAUUUAUUUUAUGUACAAUAAAUUUCUCAUUUGAUAAGAGCA